Pundamilia nyererei is the source of this 1455-nucleotide messenger RNA. RefSeq names its product complement component 1, q subcomponent-like 4 (gene c1ql4a). The record is from RefSeq and is a predicted model, not a curated record. The coding region runs from base 494 to 1219 and encodes 241 amino acids. Gene Ontology annotation, molecular function: protein binding. Lineage: Eukaryota; Metazoa; Chordata; Actinopteri; Cichliformes; Cichlidae. The transcript has 2 exons.
AACUACCGUUUCUGCUUGAUGCUGAAAAUUGAACAGAACUCUAGGACUCCAGGAGAAGUCAGAAAAAGGCAAAGCAGACUUAAUCAAUUAAAUUGUGUUUUUUGUACCAUGUCACCACAAAUCUGAGCCAUCGAGAUUCUUGUGCUUACUUCUCUAAAAACUGUGGCGUGUGAAGUUUGUAUUAUUUCAGUCAUAUAGUCAUAAUAUUUUGAACCCUGGACAUUUAAAUUUUCUCUUGGAUUUUCUCCCUUGGUUGUUUCCUUCGUGGCUCUCUGCCAUUUUGUCCUCUCAUUCAUAGUUGCUCUAGUGAUACGCUGUUUCCCCCACACACCCCCAAGUCCUCCUCGUCUCUUUUGCAAAUCAUACUGGUUCUCUGAGAGGCUUCAUCCUGGCCGGCACUAUUCCAGCCAAGGGGGGAGAGGACUUCCUGACGCUGGCCGCUUCACGGCUCAGCCGCAGGAAACGCGUCAUUGGAGCUGCUGUAGGUGUAGCAAUGGUUCUAAUACUCUUGGUUGCCAUUCCCUUGCUGGUCCACACAACCAAAGGAGGAAAUGCUGGAAAUGCAGGGAGCCAUUAUGAAAUGCUUGGAAGCUGCAGGAUGGUAUGUGAUCCCUACACCACGUCUCAGCCAGGCCAAGAGCUGACAGCUGCGUCUCCACCCCCCCAGGAUUACUCUGGAAAGAAGAUAAAGUCUGGGCUUCGAGGGCCUCCAGGGAUCCCUGGGCCUCCAGGAGAACGUGGACCCCCUGGAGAGCCAGGCAAACCAGGGCCACAGGGUCCCCAAGGUCCAGGCCCCGGUGGCUAUUCUCCCUCACUCUACACUCCCAAAAUUGCCUUUUACGCAGGGCUACGAAAGCAACACGACGGCAAUGAAAUACUGAAGUUUGAUGAUGUGGUGACAAAUGUUGGUAACUACUAUGAGCCGAGCACCGGCAAAUUCACCUGCCCACUGCCUGGCAUCUAUUUCUUCACCUACCAUGUUCUAAUGAGAGGUGGUGACGGGACGAGCAUGUGGGCAGACCUGAGGAAGAACGGACUGGUAAGAGCAAGCGCCAUUGCUCAGGAUGCUGAUCAGAAUUACGACUAUGCCUCCAACAGUGUGAUCCUGCAUUUGGACGUAGGUGAUGAGGUGUGUGUGCAGCUGGACGGAGGGAAGGUCCACGGAGGAAACACAAAUAAGUACAGCACCUUCUCCGGCUUCCUCAUCUACCCAGACUGAAUUUAAUCCCCGCAGAGUGCGAACAAUAAAAAUAAAUAAAACAAAACACCAACAUACAUAUAGACACACUGACACUUACACAGACAUAUACAUAUGCAAAUUGAUGCACAAACACAGAAAUGCAGUGCACACACAAAAAUAUGCACAUAGAUGAAUACAAGCAAGCACACACACACUCAUACAUAUCUGCAUAAAGACAUUUUGAAAUUGCAGCGUACAACAAAGGAAUAAAUGAA